This is a messenger RNA of Sodiomyces alkalinus F11, 1380 nucleotides long. Its product is annotated as exoglucanase. The record is from RefSeq and is a predicted model, not a curated record. The transcript has 3 exons. Gene Ontology annotation, biological process: carbohydrate metabolic process. NCBI's taxonomy places the organism in Eukaryota, Fungi, Ascomycota, Sordariomycetes, Glomerellales, Plectosphaerellaceae. The coding region runs from base 1 to 1380 and encodes 459 amino acids. Gene Ontology annotation, molecular function: hydrolase activity, hydrolyzing O-glycosyl compounds.
AUGAAGACCAACUUCGGUAUCCUCUUGGCCGCCCUGGCCGCCACCCGAGCUGCCGCUCAGCAGGCCUGCUCGGUCACCCCGGAGAACAACCCCUCCAUCACCUGGAGCCAGUGCAGCGAAGGCGGCACCUGCAGCCAAGUCACGAGCGGCCUGGUCAUCGACUCCAACUGGCGCUGGACGCACACCGUCGAGGGUUACGACAACUGCUACACCGGCGCCGAGUGGGACGACUCCCUCUGCCCGGAUGGCGAAACCUGCGCGGCCAACUGCUGCGUCGACGGCGCCGACUACGAGGCCACCUACGGCAUCACGGCCAGCGGCGACUCGGUUAGCAUCCGCCUCGUGACCGAGAACGAGUCGGGCACCAACGUCGGCGCCCGUAUCUACCUUAUGGAGUCCGAGAGCAAGUACCAGAUGUUCAACCUCCUCGACAGCGAGUUCUCCUUCACCGUCGACUCGUCGCAGGUUCCUUGCGGUCUUAACGGCGCGCUUUACUUCAUCUCCAUGGAUGCCGAUGGUGGUAGCUCCAAGUUCCCUACUAACGCCGCUGGCGCUAAGUACGGUACUGGCUACUGCGAUGCCCAGUGCGCUCGUGAUCUUAAGUGGAUCGACGGCAUUGCCAACGUUGAGGGCUGGGAGGGCUGGAGCCCCGAGACCCCUGAUGUCGGUAUCGGCAACAUGGGAGCCUGCUGCGCUGAGAUGGACUUGUGGGAGGCCAACAACGCCGCCACGGCCUACACGCCCCACCCCUGCUCUAACAACGCCUACCACUCCUGCACCGACCCCAACUGCGGCGGCACCUUCUCGGACGACCGGUACGGCGGCUCCUGCGACGCCGACGGCUGCGACUUCAACCCCUACCGCCAGGGCAACACCGAGUACUACGGCGAAGGGUCCGGCUUCACCAUCGACAGCUCGCAGCCCAUCACGGUGGUCACGCAGUUCCACGCCAGCGGCGGCUCCCUGUCGGAGAUCUCGCGCUACUACAUCCAGGGCGGCGAGGUGAUCCAGAACUCCGAGUCCACCGUCGAGGGCAACCCGGGCAGCACGCUCGACGACGAGUUCUGCGCCAGCCAGAAGACCGCCUUCGAGGAGGAUCACAACCAGUUCGUCGACUUUGGCGGCAUGGCCGGCAUGGGCGAGGCCCUCGCGAACGGCAUGGUCCUCGCUCUGUCCAUCUGGUCCGACGCCUACGCCAACAUGCUCUGGCUCGACUCCACCUACCCCAUCGACGACACUGGCCCGGGCGCCGUACGUGGGCCUUGCUCGCCCGACAACCGCUCGCCUACUGAGCUCGUUGCUGCCCACCCCGGUGCUACUGUUGUCUUCUCUGACAUUCGCUUCGGUCCCAUCGGCUCCACCUAUGCCCAGGGUGAGUGA